UCCCUCCAGCUGUUUCUCUGGCUGAGCCCUGUCCCUGUCCCAUUCAGUCCUGACAGGGAGCGGGCUCAGGACAGGGGCAUCAGGAAGCCUCCUGGUGAGGGGGGAGAGCGCUGCAGGGGGCUGGGCUCUGGGGCUCUGAGGGCAUCUUCCACGGACUGACUGAAAGUACUGCUUCUGGGCAAAAGCCACUGCCAGAGGAAGCGUGUGACGCUCGUCUCCUGAACAGCUUGGAGCGGCCCGAAGCCACGGGAGCCCUCCGAAGACCAGAGGGAGACCAGCGAGGAGAAGAAGAAAAUGGAGGAUGGAUAUUACAAUGAUUCUGUCACCUAUGAUGAUGACUACCUGGAUGGUUUUGACUCCAUCAUGAUCUUGGAGGAGUCUUCUCCCCUGGAAGGCAGGAUAGCCAGGAUCUUCCUGGUGGUGAUCUAUACCAUCAUCUGCUUCCUUGGGAUCUUGGGCAACGGCUUGGUGAUAGUCAUUGCCACCUUCAAGAUGAAGAAGACGGUGAACACGGUCUGGUUCCUCAACCUGGCUGUGGCAGAUUUCCUGUUCAAUGUCUUCCUGCCCAUCCACAUAGUCUAUGCUGCCAUGGACUACCACUGGGUGUUUGGGACAGCCAUGUGCAAGAUUAGCAACUUCCUGCUCAUCCACAACAUGUACACCAGUGUCUUCCUGCUGACCAUUAUCAGCUUUGACCGCUGCAUCUCUGUGCUCCUUCCUGUCUGGUCCCAGAACCACCGCAGCGUCCGGCUGGCCUACGUGGCCUGCAUGGUUAUUUGGGUGCUGGCUUUCUUCUUGAGUUCCCCAUCCCUCAUCUUCCGGGACACAGCCAAUCUGGAUGGGAAAAUAUCCUGCUUCAACAACUUUAGCCUGUCCGCACCUGGGUCUUCCUCCUGGCCUGUUCACUUUCAACUGGACUCUGUGGGGCACAGCCGGCAGCUGGUGGUGACUCUCACCCGCUUUCUCUGCGGCUUCCUGGCCCCUGUCUUUGUCAUCACAGCCUGCUACCUCACCAUCGUCUGCAAGCUGCAGCGCAACCGCCUGGCAAAGAACAAGAAGCCCUUCAAGAUUAUUGUGACCAUCAUCAUCACGUUCUUCCUCUGCUGGUGCCCCUACCACACACUCUACCUUCUGGAGCUCUACCACAAGGCCAUACCUGGUGUUGUGUUCAGCCUGGGUUUGCCCCUUGCCACUGCCAUCGCCAUUGCCAACAGCUGCAUGAACCCCAUUCUGUAUGUUUUCAUGGGCCAGGACUUCAAGAAGUUCAAGGUGGCCUUCUUCUCCCGCUUGGUCAAUGCUCUGAGCGAGGACACUGGCCACUCCUCCUAUCCUAGCCACAGGAGCUUUACCAAGAUGUCCUCAAUGAAUGAGAAGUCCUCAAUGAAUGAAAAGGAGACCAGCAUGCUGUGAGUUUCCCUGAGAAGUCCUUAGUGGGCAAUCCCAACCCAGGGCUGCCCCAGGACACCCCAAGCCCAGUGUACUUUGCUUGGGGGGGGACCCUACUUCAAGCUGGGAAUCCAGCACAGGGAACCUCUUUCUCCAGUGGGGUGGUGGACAGAGCCUAUCAUGUCGCUCACAACCUUGGGCCUGCAAUCUGUGCUUGCUGGGAGAUGAACCUUGGCCGAUUUGAGACCAACAAAGAAUUCUCCAAUGCACUGCCAUGAACUGGGAUCAGCACAAGGCUGUGGGAUGAAGCUACCUACUUUGUACCCCAGAAGUGUCACACUCUGUGAGGUCCCUAAUGGGCACAGGAGAGGUCAAAGCAAAUCCAGUGUGAUACAGUUCACACUUCACCCCUUAUACCUGCAUCAGUAGUCAGCCAGAAAACUCCACUCUUCCAGCCAUUCCUCUGGGCUUAAGGAGUGUGAAAUGCAUAGCUACGUGGGACAGGAAGAUGACAUCAGCCCAUGAACUUUCAAGACCACGAACCUAAUGCUCAGAUGAGCUGGGAAGACAGAGACUAUGUGGGCUCUUUGUAAGAGCAAGACAAGGGGGUCCUGUAAAUAGGACUUGGGGCUUGGUGGGGGGGUCAGGAAUGGUAAAGGCAGAGCAAAGAUCCCCCAAAGGUCACGGACACGCAGCACCUCACCCCAGAACUUCACAGAGCAAUGGUGCUUUGGCCUUAGGUGCUAUAGGGCUAUGGGUGGUGCCAUACCCCUGCCCUAGCUCUGCUCCCAUCUGGUAAGGGUUACCUGGGGCAGCUGGACAGCGUCACUAGCAGUUGCCACCUGUCACAAGGUUUCUUCCUUCCUUCUCCAAUCCACUCAGCUCUGGCUGGAGGUGCUUAGAAUAAAACCUUCUUGGGGUGGGUGAGGAGGGGGCAGGGCUUUCACUUUUCUCCCUUUGCCUCCAAGGCUUGUUGGAGACUGGUCCGAAGCACAGCUUUGGGAAGCAGACUGGGAGCAUCUCCUGAGGGAGGGGGUGUCCCAGGGUGACCACAGCCUGGGGUCCGAUUCCUUCAACCAUGCUCCUGAGAUAAGACACCAAGCAUUCAUGUACGGCCCUGUGCCCUGGCUCUUCUCAUCUGAACCAGACACUUCCUGCUGCAGGGAAUGGCAUCGUCUAUUCACAAACGACAAAGCUGAGGCUCUAAGGCCCAAAGUAACUUACCUCUCAUCACACAUAGCGAAUCAGGGGCAGAACUUGUCUGGCUCCAGAGAUUUCAUUCUCUUAUUAAGAACUUAAUCUGUUGAGACCAUUCCAAACCAGAAUGACAGCCCACAUUUAUUUAGCACUUUCCAUGUAUUAUCUCAUUUAUUCCUCACAGCAACUCUAAGUUAGGUACAAGGAUUAUUUCCCUCUUACCUAUGAGGAAUCUGAGGCUCAGAGAGAUUAAGUAAUUUCCCCAAGGGCACCUAGCUAGUCUCUGCCAGAGGCUGGAUUGGGACUUCAGUUUGCCUGGCUCAAAUGAGGCUUCAGAGUCAGGAAGCAACUAGAGAGGGUGGAGUUUUAACUAUGACUAUUGAUUCUUCAGCAGAUGGGUGUGAACACCUUAAUGGCAUUUAAGCAGUUCUGCAAGUAGUUUUCAAAAUGAUCCAACAUAUACAGAAAAGGCAUUUGGCCUCCAGCUCCCUUGACGCCCAUGAACAUUGCUUCACCCCAGGGCUCCCAUUCUCAGAACCCUCUGAGGUCUCCAGGAAAGGGGGUUGGAGGCAGGCUUGGCAAGAGAGGCAGCCUCUGCGGGCCAGGGCCUUCUGGCCCCUAAGUGUCCACAUUCUGUUCUCUUCCAAGUUCCCUCGUUGCUAAGCCAAUUCUCCAACAGGAUGCAAGGAACAGAUGUAAUGUCCACCUCUCGCCGGGCCAGUCGCUGAGCUGCAGGCUGUUUGGAAUCACACUUCAUUAAAGGACAGACUGUUCCUUCCUUGUUGGGUCUUGAUAGUUAUGACAAGGCGGUUCUGAGCGGACACAGUCUGGGGACUUGAUUGCUUCAAGGAGUCUGUACUUGCUCCAUUUGAGAGCAAAGAUGGCCUGUAGUCCCACUAUCCCUUCCCUAGCUUUCAGAUGAAGCAACUGAAGCACAAGACAGCAUCACAUUUGUCCCAGGUCACAGAGUCAUCUGCGACUUGGAGAUGAUGGGGCUCCUCCUGGGCUUCCUGGCAGGCCAGGCCAGGAUGGGGAGCCAGGAAUUCGUGCUGUCAUCGGAAAAGCUGAUAAACAGGAGCACAAUUCAAGCCUGCUGUUUUCCUCCUCCCUCUUUCUGGCUGCUACACCAGUGUCCCUGUUCUGACUGCAGUUUACUGUCAAGUAUUAAAUGCAACCAUGACAUCCCCGUCA
Messenger RNA from Heterocephalus glaber (naked mole-rat), 3774 nucleotides. It is a transcript of the gene Cmklr1, whose product is annotated as chemerin chemokine-like receptor 1. The record is from RefSeq and is a predicted model, not a curated record. Gene Ontology annotation, molecular function: G protein-coupled receptor activity; complement receptor activity. Gene Ontology annotation, biological process: inflammatory response; phospholipase C-activating G protein-coupled receptor signaling pathway; complement receptor mediated signaling pathway. Gene Ontology annotation, cellular component: plasma membrane. Lineage: Eukaryota; Metazoa; Chordata; Mammalia; Rodentia; Bathyergidae.